Molecule: messenger RNA, 4538 nt
Organism: Ixodes scapularis (black-legged tick)
Lineage: Eukaryota; Metazoa; Arthropoda; Arachnida; Ixodida; Ixodidae
Gene: Dlic
Product: cytoplasmic dynein 1 light intermediate chain 2
Exons: 12
Coding region: 65-1597 (510 amino acids)
Biological process (GO): microtubule cytoskeleton organization; microtubule-based movement
Cellular component (GO): cytoplasmic dynein complex; centrosome
Molecular function (GO): dynein heavy chain binding
Source: RefSeq, a predicted model, not a curated record
GAUUGCUUUUUUAUAUCCAUUAACGGAAGUAUAGCCGGCGUAGUGAGGCACGCGACGACUGCGCAUGACGAGCAGACGUCUCAUCGCUAACAAUAUGGCUCCCAUCAGCGAAGGUACGACAACCCACCAACAGAUGAAUGACAAAACAGAAGAUGAAGAGGGCCAGAAUAUAUGGUCAUCUAUAUUGAAGCAAGUCCAAGCAAGCUUACCAAACAAGUUGCCAUCUCAUAAGCUGUUGCUUGUCUUGGGAGACAAUGAAUCUGGAAAAACCACACUGAUUGCAAAAAUCCAAGGCAACGAUGACCCCAAGAAAGGUUCUGGAUUGGAAUAUCACUAUCUAUAUGUGAGAGAUGACUACAGAGAAGACCAAACACGUCUCGGAGUAUGGGUGUUGGACGGCGAUCCCUGGCACCGAAACCUGCUCAAGUUUGUCCUGACUGAGGAGAGCUUGGGGAACACGACGGUGCUCCUAACUGCCUCCAUGACAAGCCCCUGGGACCUACUCAGUUCACUACAGAACUGGGCCAAUCUGCUGGAAGAGCACCUGGGACGGCUGCGUCUGCCCCCCAGUACCCUGGACCAGGCCAGGGCCAGGGUUUUGCGACGGUUCCAAGACUACAUUGAGCCUGGUGACGAGAUUGAGGGAAUGAGUCCACCUCUUCGGAGACCAUCGACCACCCCAGGCGAAGAUGGGGGCAUCAGCCUCGAUGUGGCCCUUCCCCUGGGCGAAGACACCCUCACCAACAAUCUUGGCCUCGAUGUCGUGGUUGUCAUCACCAAGACUGACUACAUGACAGCCCUCGAAAAAAACUAUGACUUCAAGGAUGAGCACUUUGACUUCAUUCAGCAGGCAGUCCGCAAGUUCUGCCUCAAAUAUGGUGCUGCCCUGUUCUACACGUCUGUGAAAGAGGACAAGAACUGUGAUCUUUUAUACAAGUACCUCGUGCACCGCAUCUACGGAUUUUCCUUCAAAACGCCCGCACUUGUGGUGGAGAAAGAUGCUGUUUUCAUUCCGUCUGGCUGGGACAAUGACAAGAAAAUUGCCAUUCUCUACGAGAACAUCAACUCUGCCAGUCCAGACGACCCAUAUACGGACGUCAUCACCAAGCCCAUGAUUAGGAAACCCCUGCAGCGUGAGCCAGAGGUGACUGCUGAAGGGGACCAGGCGUUUUUGGGUCGCCAGCAGGCUUCACUGAACCAGCAGGCAGCACCCACAUCUGGCCGGACGUCGGAGUCCCCUAUUCGAGCACCAGCGGGAGUACAGAAAUCCUCGGAGAGGAGGCUUCCAGGAUCUCAUGGGGUGCAGGCUGCUGCAAAAAAGGUUGAUAGUGCCAAAGGAGUCGGCAGCGAGGGAGUACUACAGAACUUCUUCAACAGCCUACUCAACCGUAAGACUGGACCUGGCUCGGGAGGAAGCACACCCAUCAGAUCAGCAGAUAAAACCUUGUCAAGGAAUGAUGCUGCAGCCGAAUUAGAGCGCAUGACCCGCUCCAUUGCCAAGAGCAAGGCAUCUUCGCAGAAUCCGACAUCGUCCGGUAUUUCUGCAACAACUCCGACAGAUGAAUCGCCUGGUGGCAACAGUUCAUUCAGCUCGUGAAAAAGCUCGGUGGGCAAGUGGAAGCAUUGUGGAAGAACAGCAGCGGAAUUUUCUUGUUUGCUGAAGCUAACAUGCGUUGGGCAUUGAGAGUUGAAGAAGGCCUGCAAGAUACUGUCUCCUUCACUACAGAUUGUCUGGUGGCUACGAAGUGUCAACGGCAGCUUUUGGUGGCACCGGUUGAUGUGAGGAGAAGCAAAGGGGAAAAAGAGGUUGCUCAGGCUUUUUUUGUGUAUUUAUUUUUAGGCUUUAUUGACUUCCCUUGCAUGAAUUUAUUUAUCAGCAAAGCCUGAAUGAGCAAAGUAUGUUGAUACCUCCAAAUAGCUGCAUGCUUUCAAGAAACACAGUACUUUGUGGGUUUUCGUCUACUUGUUUUCAGUGUGAUGCCUGUACAAUGCAAAAAAAAAAAAAAGCCUUUCACAUUGUAUGAGGCACCUCUUUCUAAACAAGUCCCAUUAUCUGCUUCUCAACAAAAAUGGUGAUAGGCUUUUAGUUGGUAAUCUACAGUAGUUUCUGGACAACCUAAGUGAGAGUAUAUACUUACCGUAAAGUACCGCGGAAGCGCCCACUUCGUUCAAGCGCCCACUAUUUACAUUUCCCAAACUUGGGAAUUCUGCAAAUUAUAAGUUAAGCACCCGAUUUGACUGGACAAGUGCUCAUGCCUAGAUUAACCCAGUUUUCAGUGAAAGUGGGGCGGGUGCUGCCCUGGUAUUUUACGGUAGUUGUACAUGGGGCGCUAAUGGACCAACUACCGUAGUACUGUCAGAUAGGCUUUGUGUGACAGACUUGUAAAAUAAAACUUGUUCGGGGACUAGUUUUGUGCAAUAAAUUUGACUUUGGAUGUGGUUAUGACACUACUAAACAGCAUGGCAGUAUUAAACCUAAUUUUUGUACACAUUAUUUGUCAACCGGAAUUUGCUACUUGCCUACAGCUUACUAAAAGAUAUCUAACACAGAUGGAUACAUAUGUGACAGGUAUGCUUUGAUAUGUAAACAAUAAGGAUUUUGGAAUUUGAUUAUUUCGUUUUCUAUGCAGUGUUUCCACUAGCAGCAAAGCGUGAACAAGCAGUGUGGUUACAGGCAGGAAACUAGGCUCCCUUGCGGCACUGCUGCGUGUUGCACUUUGCAUCAUGUACAGUGCACCCCAAACUUAACGCCGCCACUGGGUUCCCAAACAUUGAGCUCGUGUCGGCUACUUACUGUUAAAUUUGUCGAAUCCCGGAGAAAAGCUCACUGCAAAACCGGCGGAUGCGGAGAAAAGCUCACCGGCCAUUGAGAGUAUGCGGAGAAAAGCUUACCGAUUUUUUUCUUCUUUUUACAUGGAGGCUGUUGGAUCAUGCGUAACAUAUCAAUUUAUUAUCAUUAAAAUUCUUCAACUUUGUAAAAAAGAAAGUGUCCUUUUUUGUGUUAUUUGUUUAGCUUAUUGGGUAUAUUUCUCCCAAACUUAUAAUUGCAGGCAAGUGUUUUCUGUGGUUUACUCUCUAGGCAACGAAAGCCUAACUGAAAGUUUUAUGAACUUGAAGAACAGGAAAAAGUUUGUAAAACUUAAUUAUGUCUGCCUAAAAUCUAAAAAUCAAAACCAUAAAUGUCAAAAAUCCGAAAGUGCAUGAGCAACAACGCGGUGCCUGAAAUUCUCUUUGAAGCUUUUGUUAACCUUUGAAAACAGGAUAAAAUAGUCGGUAUAGGAUAUCGAGGUUUCUUGCUUCUACGGAGAAGCACGUUUUAUAGCCGCUCGUGCUGGUGUUUCCACACGUUGCCUUUGUGUGAUAGUGCCUUUCCACGGCGAGCCACCCAUGACCUUCAGAGCUGCACACUGUCACCGUUGUUACUCAUGACCUAUAUAAGAACUAGUCUUCUGUAAGGUAGUACAUAUCUUUAAUGAAGUGACGAAUUUGAAUUGUGUUAAAAUGCCACGUGUGACGCAGAAUCCGCUAAGCUAAGAAACACUUAAAGAAUCUGUGAGCUUUUCUCCUCAUUCACUCAAAGGCCGGUAAGCUUUUCUCCACAUCUGCCGGUUUUGCGGUGAGCUUUUCUCCGGUGAGCUUUUCUCCGCCGCCCCAAUUUGUCACCAAAAUGUUCAGGAUGCCUUCUCAGGAUGGGAUAGAAAUCGGGAACCCAAACAUUCUUCAGAUAGUUCAAUCGACUGCCGCAAGGAGUGUCAGAAACGGCAAAUGCCGUGGCCGUGUCAAGUUUGAGGCGCACUGUACAUUGGUCUUGUAAGGAUUUCACAAGUUGCUGUGAAUCUUAUGCCAUGUAUAAGUGUUCCCAAGUGCCACACUUCAUAGUGUCUGGCAAAUAUUACCGCGAGUCAUUUGCAAAUCAUUGCCAGUUUAAAUUUGAAGUGUUCUCAUUUAUUUCACGUUCCCCCAAAGUACUAGUAACCUUUUUGGCAGUCGGAAGCCUGUCGCUUUCACUAUCAGUUUCGCUGAAUCUGUUUGUGUCUGUUGACUUUGUACAUUGGAUGCAGGAGGGACAUGGAGGGGCAUGCAGUCUUCACUCCAAUUUUCUUUUUGCACCAGCUUUAUAUUUGCACUGUAGUGCAACGUUUGGUAGGAGGUUCAGAGGUUCGGUAUCCUCUGAAUGUCCAGCAACUCUAAUGCAAAGUAUGCGCCUCCUGCACUUGUAAAGGAAGGCCAUCACUAGGGCCAGCCUUUCAAGAUCCAGUCCCCUGUGCCAGCUCCAUUCACAGCCCCUAAAAAGGUGGUACAUUUCUUACCUAAAAUCGGCUCUUUUGAAUAUGCACAUGGUCGUUUGUAGCGCAGUGACUUGUUUUGCAACAUACAUGAUUCUGUUUCUUAGUCAUAUGAUGAAUUAGCAUGUAUCGGUGCUUAUUAAUGUUUGCCCGUUUGAGUCCAACAUUCCAAUCGGCUAAAAUUAGAAAAACAGGCAGUCGCGCGGCAAUCGACUCGUUACAUUUCCUAAUAAAAUUCGCGAGUGCUUCAGA